AUGCUCGCCAUGAAGCGCCUAAGUGCCGGAGCUCGUCCACAGCUGGUUGCACGUGCUGCGAGCCCAUUUCUACUGCCAAGAGCGACGCGUCUUGUCCACAAUUCACGUCCUCUUUUAAUGCAGUCGUCUGACGACAGCGGAAUUCCUCGUCUGCAGGACACGCCCGUUAAUAUUGGGAUACUGAUUGUACCACAGCAGCGUGCGUGGGUUGUUGAGCGCUUUGGCAAGUUCCACGACGUGUUGACACCUGGUCUGCACUUUCUUAUCCCGUUGGUCGAUCGUAUCGCUUAUGUGCAUUCACUCAAGGAAGAAGCAAUCAAAAUCCCUGGUCAGACAGCCAUUACUCGGGAUAAUGUGACCAUCAGUAUCGAUGGUGUGCUCUACGUGAAAAUUAUUGACCCGUAUAAUGCCAGCUAUGGAGUUGAAGACCCGCUUUAUGCAGUCACGCAGCUGGCACAGACGACUAUGCGCUCGGAGCUGGGAAAGAUUACACUGGACAAGACCUUUGAGGAACGUGAGUCACUUAAUUUGAGUAUUGUGGAAUCAAUUAACCAGGCUUCAGAGGCGUGGGGGAUCAAGUGUCUGAGAUACGAGAUUCGUGAUAUUGCCCCACCUCGCAGUGUCAAGGCUGCUAUGGACAUGCAGGCGGAGGCGGAACGUAGAAAACGUGCCGAGAUUUUGGACUCGGAGGGUGAACGGCAGGCGUACAUUAACGUGGCUGAGGGUAAGAAACGUGCUGCCGUGUUGGAGGCAGAAGGUGCGGCGGCAGCUAUUUUGGCAAAGGCGAACGCGUCAGCUUCAGCUAUCCAGCGUCUUUCGAGCUCUAUUCAGGCAACAGGUGGCCGCGAUGCUGUCGCACUCCAAGUGGCGGAGAAGUAUGUGGAUGCGUUUGGUAACAUUGCCAAGGAGAGCACGACUUUGCUAUUGCCGUCCAAUACCAAUGAUCCUUCUAGUAUGGUGGCGUCAGCACUCGCUAUUUUUGGAAACAUCCAGAAACAAAACAAGAAGGAAGCUACUCGUACCACUGACAAGCUGAGUAAGCAGGAGGCUGGCAAAGGACAUGACGACUACACUUUGGACAACCAAGACUCAGACACGACCAAGGAUUAA
Messenger RNA from Peronospora farinosa, 1110 nucleotides. The record is from the annotation of a GenBank genome assembly. NCBI's taxonomy places the organism in Eukaryota, Oomycota, Peronosporomycetes, Peronosporales, Peronosporaceae.